AUGAGGAUAAAAACCACCUUCUUCUGCGUUUGCUCUUUCACCAUCCUCGUGCACACGUUGAGCAGCUCUGUGCUUCAAGUCACAGCGCUCGAUGUGGAAGGAUGUUUGACGUACAGAUGGCAACCACGAGAGAAACCUGGCUUUCACGUCUCAAACUCCUCGAUUCAACGAACGCCAAAGCCACCACUCGGGUGCGAAAAAUUACGAAAGUAUGUAGACGAAUUGGAAAUCGGAUACGUCGUCGUUGAUCCGCUGCACGAUCCGCACGAAUUUGCAUCUGAAUUAAAAGCAAUAGCUGGAGGAAACGACGAAAAAGCGAUGAAUAAAAAGGAAAUUGUCGUGAUUAUUGAAGACGAAGCGCCGGGAAAGCCCUCCGGCGGUGGGCUUUUACAUUCGCUCGGCGAAAAGGCGCAUGACGAGAAACGACACGCGGAGAUUUGGACAAACACCCUCAAAGGUGAUAAUCAUUAUCUCGUGUACAGUUCUUCUGUUUUGGGACGCGCGCGAAGCUGGAACAGAGGAGCUACCAUGGCGCACGCGGCAAAGUAUGUUGUUUUGGCUACUGGUCAUUCACUCCAUGCGGCGACACCAGAGUGGGUGGCCAAUGCCGUCGCCUUGAUGGAGGAGCGUAAAGGUAUGGUACUAGUAGGAGGGAGAGCGUAUGGAAAGUUAUUAGCGUCGUCUGCCAAGAAAUCAUCCAGCAGCAGCAGUUUGUUUGGUCGUAAACGUGCACUGCUCGGAGAGAUGGACGAGGAGGACGAGGAAGACGAGGAGGGAAGACAGGAUGAAGGAGUGUCUGGAAGAAGUGUCAGUAGCAGCAUGGAACGAUUCGGCGCCACGUUCACGCCUGGUUUAUCAUCGGAUGCACCGGUUGUCGUGCGAAGGCAAGCGUUUGUGAAUCUCGGACGAUUUGCCCGGACCAUAUGUCCGAAAAAAGGUGCGUGUCAAGGGAACGUCGUGGAGGAACUCGCCGCCAGAGCCUGGCUCGCCGGUUACGAAACUGCGCUGUUGCCCACAGACAAAGAUACGAAGGAAGAAGUAUCGUGCGAUGAGAGUUUAACCAACGACGUUUUAUCCUCAGAAGAUAUAGAGACAAUCUCGAGACGCGUCAAAGGUGCCUCGAGCGUUGACGGCAAUGAUUUACCCGUUGUUCCGUUCCAAAAUGGUGAAGAGGGAGAUGAAACGGCGACUUUAUGGUUCGAUUACGCACCCAUACAAGGUAAGUGCAGACCGUUAGCGGAACCGGAAGAUGAAUGGACGGUUGAAAAUUGCAAGGAGAUUGACGACGCGGACGCCGCACUGAUGAUACAAUACUACAAAAGGCCGAAAAAUAUUAAAGAAAUCAUCAAAGGCAUUCGAUUGGUUCCGGAAAAAGUCGAAGUGAUCGUCAUUAACGAUUCAGAGUCCGACCACUGGUUAUGGCGCAAGCAACUCGACAAACCUGGUGAUUUUCUGAUAUACAUGCACAAUAAUCACGAAAUUCGAGCGUAUAACCGUGCGUCGCUUUUUGCAAAUUCAAAUAUGCUCGUCACCUUACAAGAUGACGACGUCCCCACGGGUACGAAAUGGUUGACGCAAGCGUUGACACUUUUUGAAAGUCAUCCCAAACUCUCAUUUCUGAGCGGAUACCGAGCACGAGGAGGUUUCCCGGGUGGUAACUUUGGCGAAGGACGCGGUAAGAUUCCAACCACGGAUAAUAAAGCAAACGUGCCUUUCAUGUUUGCCUACAAAUUAGUCGCGGGGCCAUUGUUUUAUCGAAGAGACGUGUUUAUGCAAACCGGGAUGUUUAUGCUUUUAUUUUCAUGCGCUGGAGAUCCCGGUAUCCAUUUUGAGUACGAGUACUCGUUGCGCACGUGGUAUUACGAGUACCAAGCUGGUUUGUAUACUUGUAACUUCAAGCAUCACGUGGGCGAUUGGAAGAGUUCCGGGACGCGCGCGAGUAAAGAGAAAGAAGCGCGCAGACGAUUAGUAGGGGUGAGAAAUUCACAGAACGUGAGGUUCAUGUAUAAAGGUUUAGCUGGUGGGGGUAAAGAAGGCAAACUGCUCGUGAGAGCCGGGGCCAUUCAAAAGAUAUUUGCGAGUGGCAAGCCGACAAAUGUGGUUAUUUAG
Messenger RNA from Bathycoccus prasinos, 2109 nucleotides. RefSeq lists its product with no specific name. The coding region runs from base 1 to 2109 and encodes 702 amino acids. The record is from RefSeq and is a predicted model, not a curated record. The transcript has a single exon. Lineage: Eukaryota; Viridiplantae; Chlorophyta; Mamiellophyceae; Mamiellales; Bathycoccaceae.